AAAACCCUAGAUUUGGGAAUCAAUAUAUUUGUUAGAUUGUUGGGUAUCGAAGCGGAGUAAGGUUUAGGAAAAUGCAGAUCUUCGUGAAAACCCUAACAGGGAAGACCAUAACCCUAGAGGUCGAAUCCAGUGACACUAUCGACAAUGUUAAGGCCAAGAUCCAGGACAAGGAAGGUAUACCACCGGACCAGCAGAGAUUGAUAUUCGCCGGAAAGCAGCUUGAGGAUGGCCGUACUCUGGCUGACUACAAUAUUCAGAAAGAAUCAACCUUGCAUCUGGUUCUGAGGCUUCGUGGUGGCAUCAUUGAGCCUUCUUUGAUGGCAUUGGCUAGGAAAUAUAAUCAGGACAAGAUGAUCUGCCGCAAGUGUUAUGCUCGUCUGCACCCCCGUGCCGUUAAUUGCAGGAAAAAGAAGUGUGGACACAGCAAUCAGUUGAGGCCAAAGAAGAAGAUCAAGUAGAUUGCACAUCAUGAGGGAGGAAUUCUACUUUUAUUAUUAGGUUUCUAUAUUUUGUUUGGACAGUAUAAUUGUUAUAUCGGUCAUCUUGACUAUCUUAAAGUUAGCUAUAAUUUUAAAACAAUUGUGGUA
Molecule: messenger RNA, 587 nt
Organism: Durio zibethinus
Lineage: Eukaryota; Viridiplantae; Streptophyta; Magnoliopsida; Malvales; Malvaceae
Product: ubiquitin-ribosomal protein eL40 fusion protein
Biological process (GO): translation
Cellular component (GO): ribosome
Molecular function (GO): protein binding; structural constituent of ribosome
Source: RefSeq, a predicted model, not a curated record